Messenger RNA from Melanaphis sacchari, 658 nucleotides. RefSeq lists its product as uncharacterized. The coding region runs from base 140 to 658 and encodes 172 amino acids. NCBI's taxonomy places the organism in Eukaryota, Metazoa, Arthropoda, Insecta, Hemiptera, Aphididae. The transcript is spliced from 3 exons. The record is from RefSeq and is a predicted model, not a curated record.
AUCUGUAUUAGCCCAAAAAUAUUCGCACUACAAUAAAUACGUUUACAAUUUUUAAACCCUAUAACAAACAAAAAAUUCUUUAAAACUGCAUUAUUUUCAAAUCUACGAUUGAAAAACUAAAAACUAUCAAUAGAAUAAAAUGUCUGAUAAUGAAAAUCCUGUUCUAUCACCAACAUUAUGUAAGCUGUCAAGUAAUACUAACAAAUUGUAUACACCUUGUCGUAGAGUAGGACUCAAGAGGAAGUCCACAGGUAUACUAACCCCCAAAACUGUUUUGAAGAAAAUAAAAGUUAGUGAUGAAACAUCAAAAUCCACUGAAUUAACUGAAAAUUCAACAACAUUAAAUGUUAAAGAUGAAGACAAAUCAGUUCCAAAGUUGGAGUGUAAGGAUGAAACAACAUCGAAUUUAUUAGAGAAACGUCGUAUGAUAGAAGAGCUCAAAUCGGAACUCAAAAAUAGUGAACAGCAUAAUUUAGAUGAAAUAAAAAAGCUAUCAAAAAAAUGGUUAAAUGUUUGUCAAGAGGCGUUGACAACACUAUUUAAUAAAUUAAAUGAAAAUGAAAAUUCAAGUAUUCAAACUAUAGAAGAUUUAAUUAGAAAAAUAGGCAUUUGUCCUGAUUUAAUUCAAUUUGAUUCAAAUAAUCAAGAAUUUUACUAA